Molecule: messenger RNA, 369 nt
Organism: Nicotiana tabacum (common tobacco)
Lineage: Eukaryota; Viridiplantae; Streptophyta; Magnoliopsida; Solanales; Solanaceae
Molecular function (GO): nucleic acid binding
Source: RefSeq, a predicted model, not a curated record
AUGGUAGAAAAAACUGGUAAUGCAAACUGGACCGACUGGUCAAAGAAGCUAGAUGAUGCAUUGUGGGCCUAUCGAACGACAUUUAAGACACCCAUUGGCACCUCACCUUACCGGUUGGUUUUUGGUAAGGCUUGUCACUUGCCAGUGAAACUUGAACAAAAAGCCAUGUGGGCACUGAAAAAAUUAAAUCUUGACUGGACCGAAGUUGCUAAUCUAAGGAUGACACAACUCAACGAGAUGGAAGAGUUCCAUUUCCAUGCCUACGAGAAUGCAGCCAUGUAUAAAGAAAGAGUGAAGUUUGUUCAUGACAAUAAGAUUUUGAAGCAGGAAUUCAAAUCCGAUGACUUGGUCUUAUUCUUCAACUCAUGA